UUUCAAUGGGAGCAGGAUGAGGAAGUGGAAGAAAUUGCAACUGAAAUCUCAUCAACCCCUAUUUUAGGUGGAUUAUAAACCCAACAGCAUUAAUGGGGGAACUGCAAUAAGGAAAUGAGGAUCAGCAGUUGAGCAUUUUUACUCGGUAUAAUUCCUAUUUCCUAUCUUGCCCCUGAAGGGAACGUUGCUACUAAUAGACCAGUACACAGACACAAUCACAUCGAGGCUGUUACAUAAUCGUGAAGUAGAUAUAAAGGCUCUGGCAGACAUUUGAUAUGGCGUGUGUAUAAAGUUUACAAUGGAGGACUCCAUUGAGGUGAUUCUUCAGGAGCACAGCAGCGUCCUCCCCACCAGCAUUGUGCUCACGGCCUGCACAGGUGCUCUGCUCACCGGCCUGUAUGGAGUCUGGAAUCUCUUUUCGUUGCCCGGCUUUCGUCAAAUCCCCCGGAGACUCAAGGUCCCUUAUUUGCCCUCCAGCAAAGAUCAGACACUGAACAUUAUGAAGCUGCUUGAGGGACGAACAGGUCACCUUGCAGAUCUGGGAUCAGGAGACGGACGCCUGGUGUUUGCAGCCUCUUCUGCUGGCUUCCAGUGCACAGGCUUUGAGAUUAACUCCAUAUUAGUGGCGUAUGCCAGGAGCAAGGCCCGCUGGACAGGAGUGCCCCCCGGCCAAGCAACCUUUGUUAACAAAGACUUCUGGAAGACUGAUUUGUCUUUGUACAACAAUCUGACUGCUUUCCUUGCUCCAGGAGUGAUGGAGGAUCUGGGGGAGAAGCUGUUGAAAGAGCUUGCAGAUGACACGCGUGUCAUCGCUUGUCGUUUUCCUUUCCCCAACUGGCCUCAUCGAUCGUCCGUCGGCUCCGGUCUUGACGAGACUUUUUCAUAUGACAUGGGCACAGUGCGCUCACACCUGAGAAACGUACCAGACACAGCGGUGUGAUAAGUCACAGUCUCUUGGUCUCACAAGCAACAAAUCCUCCAGACACAUUUUACUAGACUACAAAUUGUGAUGUUUAAAGGAAAACCACUGUGAGUUUUGGGAAAUUGCUGAUUUUAAGUCAGUUGCGCACACUGAUCAGCAUUGAUUCUUUUCUGACGUCUGAACAUAACAAGAAUGAAAGGUACUCUGAUUAGACAAGAAGUAGACGGGAUUUCUACAGCACUUAUCCCCACAGUGUUUGUUCAGCCUCGCCACUUAUAGAGAAAAUGGAGUCUGCCAUAUUUCUGGUGGCUGCAUAAGAAUUCUUCCACUAAAAUUAAUUUCCACAUUAACACUAAUAAACCUUCUUGGUGGCUUGCUACAGGGGGGAUUGUGCGUUUAGUGCUGUUUGUUAGUUAAUAGUUUUCUUCUGCUUUGUUGGUUUGGAGUUAGAUGCAUAAUUAUAUUAACCAUUAUAAAAACCACUGCAGCGCAUUGCUGUUCUAAAAUCA
Hippoglossus stenolepis (Pacific halibut) is the source of this 1431-nucleotide messenger RNA. RefSeq lists its product as uncharacterized. The record is from RefSeq and is a predicted model, not a curated record. The transcript is spliced from 6 exons. Gene Ontology annotation, biological process: positive regulation of proton-transporting ATP synthase activity, rotational mechanism; peptidyl-lysine trimethylation; regulation of mitochondrial ATP synthesis coupled proton transport. Lineage: Eukaryota; Metazoa; Chordata; Actinopteri; Pleuronectiformes; Pleuronectidae. Gene Ontology annotation, molecular function: protein-lysine N-methyltransferase activity. Bases 299 to 940 code for a protein of 213 amino acids. Gene Ontology annotation, cellular component: mitochondrion.